GUUCGGCAGGAUCCGCGAAGACACGAGCGGGAUCGGGUGUGAGCGAGGUGGAGAUAUGAACGGCGGGGACGUACGCUCGUGAUCGUCGUGGCCUCGCACAGCUUCAAGAUGCGCGCGAGGAGGUAGUAUCGGCGAGAAUGAACACGAACAUGAAUUCGCCGUCGAAGCUGACGGAGUUCGCUCCGUUGAGCCCCGAGGAGAGUCAGCCCGUCGUAGCGUCGCUCUUCUCCAAGUUCUUCAGUUUCACUCGGAACAGCGCCAACGAUUCCACGGUGUCCUCCAACAACGACGAGCGCAGCUCGUCGGACUCGGAGUCCUGGAAGCAGUCGGAGAGCACGGAGCAGACCCCGGACGACGACAGCAGCAGUAUAAUAAAUUUCCCGCUGGACACCAGCGAGGGCCGUAGCUUGCCAAACGUUUUGAAACGCAUCAGUAACAUCGUAGCGUUGAGAAGUAACAAUCUACGUUCGUACAAGGAUUCUCAGUUGAGAAGCUUCUGGAUUGCGGACAGCGUGAGCAAACAGUGUUACGAAUGCGGCGAGAGAUUCACGAUGCUUCGACGGAAGCACCACUGCCGUGUGUGCGGGCAAAUUUUCUGCUCCAAGUGCUGCUCCGAUCAUAUACCGGGGAAGAUCAUGGGGUGCACAGGAGAUCUUAGAGUUUGCACGUACUGUUGCAAAGUGGUCCUUUCCUACCUGCAAUCGUCGGACAUGAGGAGCGAUUUGUCGGCAGACUUGAAAGCUGUGCAGGAGGAUCUUCAGGUGAAGUACGGAAAUGACUCGCCGCUGCUGGCGCGAAAGCACGCUAACGAAACCAUGGACGAUGAAACGUCGACGUGUCGGAAGCCAAGCGUGGGAUACAUGGAGGAGAAUUACGCGACCGGAUCGAGCGGCAGCUACUUGACGUCGCAGGAGCGCUCGCUCGUGUUACAAAACUCGGCCUCUUUAAGGAUGAUCUGGGAGGAAUUGUUCCGCUCUAGUCAGGCCAUUCAGUUGCAGACGCAUAGGAUUCGAUUGAAGAGCUAUCAUAAUUGUUUUCUGGCGAACGAAUUGGUGAAUUGGAUGAUAGUUCAGAAUAAGGCGGCCACUCGCGUGCAGGCGACUGCGAUAGGCCAGGCGUUGCUAGAAGCGGGCUUCAUCGAAUCGGUCGUCGCUGAUUACGUGUUCAGCGAUUCGGCGACCGUGUUCAGGCCGGUGCCGUUGUCCUCCCUGCAAAACAUGGACUUGUUGGCGGAAAAGCGAACGGCGUGCGACGCGCAGGAGCCAGCCUGGGUAAAAACUAUUCCUCAACAUGACUCGGCUACGGAUUCUGAGAGCGAAACUCGACCGAUGAGCUCGCACUCGCAAACCUUCGGUCGUUUACCGUCGUCCAGUUCGAGCUUUUAUUUGGACCUGAAUCUGGAGGCGUCCACUGUCACGUUAAAGAGACCAACCUCGGAGGAUUUAACUGCGAUUUCGGUCGACAGUAGCGACGGCAUAAUCGAGCAGAAGGAAAUUAAUCUCAAAUCGCACGACUGCAAUCUCAAGAUGUGCGACGUUCUUUUGAGCGACACGCUUCAGGUGCACGAAUUCAAGGAGAAAAACGGUUGGCACAGAGCGACUAAUCUGAGAACGGCCUUUGGCGAAUUGAGCGCGUACGAGUGUUUAACAUCUGCGUACAAAGCGCACGAAGACUCUCUUAUUAAACAACUUCUCAGCAAGGAGGGCUUGUCGCAAACAUGGUCGAAUACGAUUCUGUCUAUUGCGCAUCAGAUAAUCGAUCAAGUUAGGCCAGAUCUAAAUCAUGACGCGGACAAUUUGGACAUUCGACAGUACGUGCAAUUCAAGAAAUGCCCCGGUGACAGCAGAGACGACUGCGAGAUCGUGUCCGGCAUAAUUUGCAGCAAGAAUAUUGCUCAUCGCGGUAUGAACGCCAUGAUCGCCCAUCCGAAAAUCUUAUUGUUGCAAUGCGGACUGAUGUAUCAGCGCGUAGAGGGCAAACUGAUAAGCCUGGAGCCUGUAAUGAUGCAGGAGAGCGAGUAUCUCGGGCACACGGUGGCGAGAAUCACCGCUCUGGGCCCGGACGUGGUACUGGUACAUCGAUCCGUAGCCAGAUUAGCUCAGGAUAGACUGAGAGAAUGCAACGUGACAUUGGUGCUAAAUGUGAAACUUAGCGUACUGAAGAGAGUCGCGCGAUGUACGGGCGCUAGUAUUGUAAACACCAUAGACGCGCACAUAAGCGCGAGAUACAUGCUUGGCACGUGCAAGAAAUUCUAUUUGAGAAACUUUCCAGACGAGCGGAGAGGUGUCAAGACACUAAUGUACUUCGAAGGCUGUGCAAAUCCGCAUUUAGGCGCAACGAUUGUGUUGCGAGGCGGGUCACAAUCCGAAUUGAAGAAGGUGAAAAACAUCACGUCGAUGAUGAUCUUCGCAGCUUACUCGUGGCGUCUCGAAAAGUCAUUUCUCAUGGAUGAGUUUGCUAAACCGCCGUCACCCAAGGACAAUUCGUUUCUGGACGAGACAUCGCAAAAGGAUUCUUCGAAUGGCGAGGAGACCGAGAAGCUCGAGAGCUGCGUUAUCAAUGAACAGACGCAGAAUGAAAACGUCUACGACUCUGAGAGUAUCUUGAGUGCAAAUUCUUUAAAAGAGGUGUCGUCGAUGUUAACAGAAGAUUCUGAUCCUUACGACACCUUAAAGUUGUUUAAGGCAAAGUUGAAACCAUCUCUGCACGAGUCGAAGGAUAUCGCGCCAAUAUCUUGCGAGAACGAUACGGUUCUACGUAACAGUGAUAAAUCUAAAGAUUUGGUAGUAAAUACCUUGGGCUCCGAUUCCGACGUCACGGAGGAACGUAAUGACUCGGUGAACCUAUUCGCGAGCAAAGAGACGUGCGUCGAGCGGAAAACCGACGAACUCGUCGACAAGGCGAAGUUGAAAGACAGGAUUUCCUCCGAGGAGAAACGAAUCUAUGGGGAGUCCAUAAGCGAUCGGAGCGAUCCGUUACAUCAAUAUUUAAACGAGGAUGACGAGGAUGUGUUCAAUCGUACGAGUCCGAGCGGUCAGCGUCUGAGCGUCGCUGACUUUCCGCUCUUCAACAAAUUCAAGAAGGCACUCGAGGACACGGUGCUGAGCGUGUCGCCGUAUUUGAAAUUUUCGAUACCCUAUCUGGAGACCGAACUCGGGAGGAAUUGCGUGCUGAGGAGCUUCUUCCCGCGAGAGAUCUAUUACUCGGCGCAGUUUGUCGACAAUGUCAAGGAGACCAGGACGAACAGCGUGGCCGUGAGCGAGCAGCUCGAGAACCGCGAGUGGAUGAACGUCCAGCUGAAGUCGCAGCAUCCGUUCGUCCAGGCUCGUCUGACCACGGACGUCGACGGUCGCGAGGUGCAGGGUCUACUGGCGAACUUCCGUGCGUGCGGCAACAGAAUUUAUCCGACGCAUAACGUGCUGCUGGAAAGAACGCAGCAGCAAUCACCGACGGCACUCGAGAGUAACGAGCAGCAGAUACCUUCCUGGUCGGAUUGUUUGGAUCCCAGCAGCCACCAACGCCUGUCCGUCCUGUUCUGCAGCUUCUCGCACACUGGCAACGACACUCCGGCGUUCUGCGUGAACCCUUGGGUCGUAAACAUGACGAUGUACGGGCAGAACGACAUCGCGCUCGGCCGCUUCUUAGAGCGUUACUGUUUGACGACGGAAUACAAAUGUCCGGCUCAAGAUUGCCGCGCGCAAAUCGCUCAGCACGUCAGGCGGUUCGCACACGACGGCGGCUGCUUGCAUAUCAGCCUCAGCGAGAUGAGCUGCGAGCCGUUCGUGCAGGAAGACGCCGAUCAGAUCCUGAUGUGGAGCAAGUGCGUCGCCUGUAAGAGCGUGUCGCCGGUGGUGCCGAUGUCAGGCGACACGUGGUGCCUGUCGUUCGCCAAGUAUCUCGAGCUACGCUUCUACGGCGGCGUCUACGCAAAACGUGGCAUGGACGCGUGUCAGCAUUCCCUGCACCACGAUCACUACCAGUACUUUACGCGCAAGAACAUGCUGGCCGUGUUCAAAUUCACCAAGAUCUCCCAGUGGGAGAUCUCACUGCCGCCGCCGCUGAUCAACAUCAUCUACGAUCCGAAGCAGCACGUCAACGUGAUUGAGGAGAUGAAGAGCGUGACAUUGAAGGGCGACGAGGUGUUCACGGCGAUACGAGAGAAGCUGACGGGUCUGCAGACGGAUUUGGAAGGGCUGAGCCUCGCCAAGCAGCAGCUGGCCAAGGAUCAGCAGUAUUUCAAGAACAAGAUCGAGGAAAUCCAAUUAAAGUUAACGUCGCCGACGUUGGAAAACAAGAAGCUGGAGGGUAAAACGUCGGAGAGGCAGGUGCAAGGGUUCAUGUUCAGAAUCGAGGACGGCAUCGUAAUACUCAAGCGGCUCAUCGCGGAGGCUGUGUUCACGUGGAACAACAAACUGUCGGAGAUGUCGGCCAAGAAGAAGGACGAGCGGCCGCGCCGUUUCACCGAGCGAUCCAUGACAGUCGGCAGCAACAGCAUAGUCGAGACCGACGGAUACAUCACAGAGGACACUGCGUCGGAGUCGCAGGUCGAAGACCUGAGCCCCAUGUCAGCCGAUUACAACGCCAUCGACGUGAUCGCCGCGGCGCAGAGUGACUUCCAAGCGUCCGAACUGAUCGACAACUCUGACAACGAGCCGCCGGAGGCCGCCAAUAAUCCCGACAACGUCGGCACCGUUCAGGGCUCGCCUAAGAUGCAUCAGAGGUCGCACUCCGACGUUCUGCCCCUGUCCUCCGACGACGUUCAGGAUAAGAAGAAGAAGAAGAAGACGAUCCUGUCGCAAUUGCUACCGUCCGUUUCAGUGAACCAUACGAUAUCGAGUCCCUUGGGGCCCUUGGAGCACUACUUGUUGCCUCUCGGAUCCGUGGUACCCAUAGUGGUCUACGAGUCCGAGCUCUCGUCCAUAAUUGCAUACGCCCUGGACUCACACGACUACAAGCACGCGUUGCAGGAGCUCUUGCGUACAGCGAAGGGGCCAGAAUUGAAUCCCAGUCCAUUGAGCAAACGCAAGUUUCCCGAGGGCAGGGACAGCACCCUCGACCAGGUGCAACUGGGCGAGUUCAAGCGGCCGUCCGUGCUGUCUUUCUUCCGAGGCAACAGUCCCAAUCCAGCCAGUAGUCCUAUCGAAUCCGACAAGAACGUGUCGAGCACGGAAACCAGCGGCAGUGGCGCCGCUGGCCUCGACGUCGACGACGACAAGAAAGCGAUCAAGCAGCAGAACUAUAUCGAGGUGCAGUUUAACGACGCCACGACCAAUUUCUUCUGCAGGAUAUACUUUGCCGCGCAGUUCGCCGCGCUGAGAGAGAACGUUCUGCCCUGCGGCGAGGACGGCUUCACGAGGAGCCUGAGUCGGACCGUACAAUGGACGGCGAGAGGCGGGAAGAGCGGCAGUACCUUCUGCAAGAGCAGAGAUGAUAGAUUCAUCAUAAAAGAGAUGUCUCGACUAGACAUGCAGAUCUUCCUCGAUUUUGCGCCCAACUAUUUCGCCUACAUGGAAAGGUGUCAGCAGAGCAAGCAACCGACAUUGCUAGGCAAGAUAGUCGGUGUCUACAGAGUGUCGUUCAAAAACAACACGACCAACGCGGCGCUUCGUACUAGCGUGCUAGUAAUGGAGAAUCUCUUUUAUAAUCGAAUCAUAACCGACAAAUUCGACCUGAAGGGAUCCGUGCGGAAUCGACUGGUGAAUCUGGACGACACGUGCCACGAGGGCGAACUGGUCUUACUGGACGAGAAUUUGUUGAACAUGAGCUGUGACUCCCCUCUGUACAUACGAUCGCAUUCCAAGACAGUAUUAAACCGAGCCAUCGAACAGGACACCAAAUUCUUAGCCGAUAACUCUGUAAUGGACUAUUCUCUAUUGGUAGGCUUGGAACCGAGCUCCGACGAACUCGUACUCGGUAUAAUAGAUUAUAUAAGAACGUUCACGUGGGACAAGAAACUGGAGACAAUGGUGAAGAAAUCCGGUAUACUGGGUGGCCAAGGUAAAUUGCCGACCAUAAUAUCGCCGGAGGAAUACCGCGCUAGGUUUAUAGCCGCGAUGCAUCGCUACUUCCUGCCGGUGCCGGACCGAUGGUCGGGUCUGGGUAAAAGUGUCGAGAUACCGCCGCAGUAAAUGUAACGUUUAGCGAAAAGCUAAAAAGCUACGAAACGCUAUUUUAUAUACGCAGCCAUUGCACAAUCGGUGUAGAUCUUUUCGUUUUUGCGCGUUGGCAAAAAUACGAGCACGUCGUCUACCUUCGUCGUGUAUAUUUGUAUAUUUUAUACCGUGAUAACACACUCGAGAAAUCAUCACUGGAAAGUGAUAUCGAUAGUUACCAGUUUUAAGUAACUUAUUAAUUGCUACGUAACGUUAAUCGAUAUUUUAACUUCUCGCGCGGAAAAUCAUCUUCGACGGCUGCUCCGUAAGAGAUUACGUGUACGGUGUACAUAUCUUACAUCACAUGCAUCAAGCGACUGUACAUAAUCUAGUCAUCUUUCUAACAUACUUUAAGAGAAUGCUAGAGUGAUUUUGCACUUUUGACACCUUUUGCUCCUAGAACUGUCAAUUGAUGAAAACAUUUGUCUAACAUACAAAUGUUUUCACGAAUUGACAGUUCUAAGAGCAAAAGAUGCCAAAAGUGCAGAAUCACUUCAGCAUUCCCUUAAAAGCGAUUGCUCGUUCUGAAACUUUAAAGUACAAAGAUACCAAUGGAACUAGAGUACGAAUAAAGAGAUGAAGAAGCACCAUUAUCAAUAUUUUAUUUAAUUUUUCAGAAUUAUGUACAUGACCAUUAUCUGUCUUUGUAAUAGUCAAAUAAACAAUAAUCAUCAUAAUUUCAACAUAGCAAAACACUCUCGUUCUUCGUCGAUAGUUUUGUAUCAUCUUUGAAUACAGCCUAGACAGCCAGUACACAAACGUAAGGAAGAUAUUAAAGCGUGUACCUUAUUGGAAAAAA
Molecule: messenger RNA, 6951 nt
Organism: Vollenhovia emeryi
Lineage: Eukaryota; Metazoa; Arthropoda; Insecta; Hymenoptera; Formicidae
Gene: fab1
Product: 1-phosphatidylinositol 3-phosphate 5-kinase
Exons: 14
Coding region: 138-6128 (1996 amino acids)
Biological process (GO): phosphatidylinositol metabolic process; intracellular signal transduction
Molecular function (GO): 1-phosphatidylinositol-3-phosphate 5-kinase activity; metal ion binding; ATP binding
Source: RefSeq, a predicted model, not a curated record